Messenger RNA from Vitis riparia (riverbank grape), 1394 nucleotides. RefSeq names its product E3 ubiquitin-protein ligase SDIR1. The transcript is spliced from 9 exons. NCBI's taxonomy places the organism in Eukaryota, Viridiplantae, Streptophyta, Magnoliopsida, Vitales, Vitaceae. Bases 282 to 1112 code for a protein of 276 amino acids. The record is from RefSeq and is a predicted model, not a curated record.
UACGAGUGAAACUACCACCAACACAACUCCGACAACCUUACGGAGAUCGCGUUCGGCUUCAAUCCGGGGGAGGAGAAAGAAGAAACUCGACGCUAACUCGUCCGUGUCAACUCGGAACGUCCACAGUGAUCAAUUCAACAUUCAAGUGUUUGAUCUAUUGGUUCGAUCUGAUUCUAUUAUUGAAGGUUAAUUUUAGGCCUGUUCUAUUUCAUUGGGACAUCCAGCAAAUCAUUGAAUUUUUUCUUUAAAUUCUAGUCAACUACCCAUAAACUUCUGCAACCAUGAGUUUUGUUUUUCGAGGGAGUCGAACAGACAUAGAAAGUGGAUUUCCAGGAUUUAUUCCUGAGAGGCGUGCAGUGCGUGUUCAUGCAGCUCGCCCUGUUAAUACCAACUCGCUUGCUUUUCUGGUCACAGUUCUUUUGCUGUUCAUGAUACUAAACUCACACCAGAUGUCACCUAACUUUCUGAUCUGGCUGGUUCUUGGCAUCUUUCUGAUGGCCACAACCCUCAGGAUGUAUGCAACUUGUCAGCAACUUCAAGCUCAGGCACAAGCUCAUGCUGCAGCAGCCAGUGGUCUUCUUGGUCACACAGAAUUGCGGUUGCAUAUGCCACCAUCCAUAGCACUUGCAACAAGAGGGCGUUUACAAGGCCUUAGGCUCCAACUUGCACUUCUUGACAGGGAAUUUGAUGACCUAGAUUAUGAAACUUUGAGAGCACUGGAUUCUGAGAAUGUACCUACAACUCCUUCAAUGAGUGAGGAAGAGAUAAAUGCUCUUCCUGUGCACAAGUACAAGGUUGCUGGCACUCAAGGUGGUGGCUCAUCAAUGCAACAGGGCUCAUCUUCGGCCUCAGCUGAGCAGAAGAAACAAGACAUUAACAACGCGGUUGCGAGCACAAAGGCCCCAGAUGACGAAUUGACUUGCAGUGUUUGCUUGGAGCAAGUUAAUGUGGGAGAAUUAAUCCGUAGCUUACCAUGUUUGCAUCAGUUCCAUGCAAACUGCAUUGACCCAUGGCUAAGGCAACAGGGAACAUGUCCUGUGUGUAAAUUUAGAGCAGCACCCGGUUGGCAAGAAAAUGGACAAGGUGGAAUGGAUGCUUCUUACAUGGUUUGAUUGCUUUAACAAUCCCAUACAUCAAUGUACCUAAUUAAUAUACCUAUAUAUACAAAAUACAUCCAUGGAUCAAAAUGAAUGGUCUAUAUGACAAAUUACAAGCUGUCUGGACUGGUGCACUCCUCUUUUAACUUGUAUUUCAGAGAAAUGACAGAAUACUGGAUUCAUCAAUCACCCAACAUAAUUGUAUCCUUGAAAUUGCAUCUACUGAUGUAUUUUAUUAUGGAUGUGAAAACCUUUUUCUUUUGGGUAUGCAUUCCUGUAAGGAAAUAGAUUCUCCUA